Stegodyphus dumicola is the source of this 463-nucleotide messenger RNA. It is a transcript of the gene mRpS33, whose product is annotated as mitochondrial ribosomal protein S33. Gene Ontology annotation, cellular component: mitochondrion. The record is from RefSeq and is a predicted model, not a curated record. NCBI's taxonomy places the organism in Eukaryota, Metazoa, Arthropoda, Arachnida, Araneae, Eresidae.
CCCCCCCCCCCAAAUAUUCAUUUUUCGCUCUGCGGGUAAAAAAAGUAAGAGAGUGGACUAAUUUAAAUUCUUCUUUUGAGUGUAAUAAAUAAAAUCUCGCAAUGAAUUUUGUACCUAAUAUGUCAAAUUAUGCUCGGCGAAUGGCCCGAUUGAGUGCAAGAAUUUUUGGAGAAGUUUCGCGCCCGACUGACAGUAAAUCUAUGAAAGUUGUUCGCAUAUUAAGUCAACAGCCAAAUGACUUGAAUCCUUAUGUUGUGGAUCAUUACCCUCCGCACGUUGAAUAUUCAAAAUUAAUAAGAGUUCUGAGAGAGCAUGGACUUUUCAGAUUUGGAAAUAAGGUUUUAGAAAUGGUUAUCUCCAACUCAAUAUUGCAUCAGGAAUAUAUCAUUGUAUAACUGACACCUGUUAUCUGUAUGUACUUUUGUUGAAAUAAAUAGCGAUUAAAUAUUAUUUAUAUUACAAA